CGCUCUGUUCACUUAGCGUUGAUGUGAUCUGUGAGAGGUUGGCCCUGAACCAAGUUUCUCAUGUCCCGUUGAUAUAUUCCGUUGCUCCUUCUCUCGCCCCACACCUAAGCUCCUCAAACAUUCCUCAAGCAUAACCGAGUGACCUCCAUUCCGUACGGAGAGAUGCCUAUGCGAUGCAAAGUGUGUCGGUCCCUCUUUGCCCCGGGGUCGAACGCACCAGUCGUCCUCUCCUGCGGUCACAGCACCUGCAGGGAAUGCCUUGAGUUUUCCCUUAGGCAUAGCGAGCAGCUCAAGUGUCCCAGAUGCCGAGAGGUUCACAGAGGACCUGAUCUGGAGGAUCUCAAGGAUAACUACGCCCUUAUAGAAGACGUCGCUCUGGAGGAACAGGAGAAUACAGGAACAGCAGCUCAGACGGAGUCAUUCAGCAUAAGUGUCAAAAAUAUGGAAGACAAGGUGUUUCCCGUCACCGUCACCCGCCGGGACACAUUCAGAAGAGUCAAGCAGAUCCUAAACACGGCGUACGGCUUCAAUGUGGGUGAAAUGAAGCUCUUGUUCAAGGGCCAAAGGCUGCAGGACGACAGAACUGUCGGGGAACAAAACAUCAGGGCCGGCGAUGUCGUGCAAAUGGCAAUGACGCCACGAACAGAUCAGGAGAACUUAAUUACGAUCACUCUCAGCACUCCGAUGGGGAAGACGGUCUCCGCUACUAUCAAUGCAGACGACAUGCUCUUUCGAUUCAAGGUCGAUACGUGCACGCGAUACGGCCUUGAUCCGGCCUUGUUUCGGCUACUACACAGUGGAAACAAGCUGUUAGAGGACAAGACACCCGCCUACUACGGGAUAACCGAAGGCAGUAAAUUGGACUUAGUAACCACCUUUCUCGGAGGGGAGAGCUGUGUCUGCCUCAGCUCGUGUAACUACGAGCGUUUAUAUUCAGGCUCCCUGUCUUUCGGCUUGUCUCUGUAUGUCUCCGUCUGUCUUUAGGUCUAUUUAUCUCUUGUCUGUCUUUCUUAAAGGAAUCAGUUUUAAUCCUCACUCUCUCUCGCUUUCUUUUAGUCUCUGUCUCUGCUUUUCCUAUUUUUACCAGUUUUUAAGUCCAGUCUCUCUCUCUCUCUCUCUCUCUCUCUCUCUCUCUCUCUCUCUCUCUCUCUCUCUCUCUCUCUCUCUCUCUCUCUCUCUCUCUCUCUCUCUCUUUCUCUCUCUCUCUCUCUUUCCAACUCUCGCUUGCUCGCUUUCUAUAUGCCUCUGUCUCUAGUUUUCCUAUAUCCACUCUUUCACUUUUUCUGCCACUCUCGCCACAGUGUUUAUAUACACCAUCUCUGUCCUCUCACAAACUAGACCUAUAUUCAAACUAUGUAUGCAAAGAACUAUAUGAAAUUAAGGAAUAAAUGAAAACAAAUAAAUUAAAUAUAUGUACAAAAUUAGCAGAAAAAAACAAUAUAUAUAUGUAUAUAUAUACAUAUACAUACACACAUACACAUACACCAAUCGACUUUGUAAGUUUGUAUGUUUCGUAUCCUAAUAAAAUAUUAGUAAUGAC
Molecule: messenger RNA, 1540 nt
Organism: Penaeus chinensis
Lineage: Eukaryota; Metazoa; Arthropoda; Malacostraca; Decapoda; Penaeidae
Exons: 4
Coding region: 163-984 (273 amino acids)
Biological process (GO): modification-dependent protein catabolic process; regulation of proteolysis; protein neddylation
Cellular component (GO): nucleus; cytoplasm
Molecular function (GO): protein tag activity; ubiquitin protein ligase binding
Source: RefSeq, a predicted model, not a curated record